GGAAACAAUUGUUUAUAUUUGACGUAAAGUCAUAAGCAAAAUGAUUAAGGAAGACCAGGCCGAUCAACACGAACAAAGGGUUGCAGCUCUGAAGGCAAUACACCUUGUAAGUCAAAUUUUAGACGAAGCCUAUGUCAUCGCUAAUGCGGCAAGAGAAUCAGGAGAACCUUGGCUUUAUAUCUCAAUGUUGAAAAGUUUAAGGAACGAAAGGUCAUACGACGUAGAUGAUGAAGAUACCACAUUUGUGGCUUCGAAAGACAGUGAUCUGAAUGAAAAUAAGAUGGAGAUGGUUGCCAAUGUUAUUGCUACAUCGACACCUCAGAAAAUAGCAGGUGACAGAAGUUAUACAACUGAAUCCAACUUUAUCGGGCAAGGCGAUGAAGAGAUAGACCUGGAACAAGGUCAUCUGGCGAACUCAACAUCAGUGUUUAUCAACAAUCUCUUUGACAUGAGCGAAGUAGAACACGUUAUCUUUUGCGAUGAUAAUAUUGCGAAACAUACCACAGAAUCUAAUGAACUUCUAACUCAAACAAUGACUAAGAUUAUGGAAUCUUACAUUAAUACAGCGCUUGGUAUAGCUUUUGAAGAACAUCCUGUUAAUUAUGGUGUUUCUGAAAUACCUUCGAGGAGUACAGAAUACUCUGAAUACUCGUUCUUGGGUGAUGCAAUUCCUGCUGAUAUUACUAAAAAUAUUGGAUUUUGCAUCCAAGAAAAUACUAAAUGCGUGAAUGAGCAGAGUGGUGAUAUUGCAGCUACGUCUACAAUGCAUAAUCCUGAGGUUUCAAUGAACGCUGUAGAAGAAUUUUAUGUUGAUGUCAACAAAGGAGAUGAAGUUGCUCUUUACGAGAAUACUUACUUGACUUUGAAUCUACUCGGGGAACCAAUAACCAUUCCAGCAAUAUCAGGAGUACAAAGUGCUUCUCGUAAAGUUGGUUUGGUUCGUCGAUGUCGUGACCAGGGUGCUAGGAUUUGGUCUCGACUGAGAGGAUGGUGGCGCCGGAAGACACCUGGUAAACAUAUAAAAGGAACCCGAGUUUCUACCUUGGGCCAUGGUAUGUGCCCCCUAUCCCCUGACGCUCGUCGCCGUGCUGCCAGCUUACUAGACCAGCGUCUACUUCGCUCGCCUUCACCUUCACGGCCUACUAUUUGGAAGUUCAAUACCGUCAAUGAAGCCCUCGUCAAUUCAUCACGAUGGAAAGAAUACACUUUUGAUGAAAGAACUGAUGAUUGAAGCUAAUAUUGACGUCACAUUUAACUAUUAGUUUAUUUAAAUAAUAUAUUCUUUUAUGCGUCGUCGGUUAAAUGUGUUGCCAGUGCGUACACAUGUUGUUUAUUUUAACGUCCUUAUUAAAUUACAUUAGUCAUUC
Molecule: messenger RNA, 1367 nt
Organism: Manduca sexta (tobacco hornworm)
Lineage: Eukaryota; Metazoa; Arthropoda; Insecta; Lepidoptera; Sphingidae
Exons: 9
Coding region: 41-1231 (396 amino acids)
Source: RefSeq, a predicted model, not a curated record